AACCGAAAAUGCUGUCUAUGUAGGUCGCUCACUAGGUUUUGCGACUAGCUCUUUGUUUCACGCAUGCGCAGUGACCCAUUCUUCUCUCAGCAUCAUGGCGGCUCCCGUAGACCUCGAGUUGAAGAAGGCCUUUGGAGAGUUGCAGGCUAAAAUGAUUGACACCCAGCAGAAGGUGAAGCUGGCAGACCUGCAGAUCGAACAGCUGAGCCGCAUGAAGAAGCACGCCAACCUCACGCAUGCAGAGAUCACGUCACUCCCUGACACCACUCGCAUGUUCGAGGGAGCAGGACGCAUGUUCAUUUUACAGUCAAAAGAUGAGAUCACCAAUCAGCUUUUGGAUAAGCAGAAGACCGCAGAUGAGAAGAUAAAGGAGCUUGAGCAAAAGAAGACGUACCUGGAGCGCAGCGUUAAAGACGCAGAGGACAACAUCAGAGAGAUGCUGAUGUCCAGGAGGGCCCAGUAAAACACUCUCACAACCAUCCACAUGUGAGAAACGUUCUUCAUCACCUUUGUACACCGUGCCCUUAGUUUGAACAUGCUUGUGCAUGUAUUGGAGAAUACUCGUGACAGCCGAGGAGUCAUUUUAUCAACUGAACACAGGAAGUUUAUUUAGGUUAAUAGUUAAAAAUGAAUGUACUGUUGACCGUCUGUCUAAUACUGACUUGUGUGAUAUCUAGCACCUGAGUAUUCUGUAAGUCUUUUUAAGUUAUUGAUUGUUUUGUUCGAGUUCGAUUUUUUUUCUAUUGUUUUGUAACAAUGCACAACAUUUUUUUUAUGUAAGCAGGUGUUAACAUGGUAAUAAAGGUGACUGUUUAAAGACA
Messenger RNA from Megalobrama amblycephala (Wuchang bream), 821 nucleotides. It is a transcript of the gene pfdn1, whose product is annotated as prefoldin subunit 1. Gene Ontology annotation, biological process: protein folding. The coding region runs from base 95 to 463 and encodes 122 amino acids. Gene Ontology annotation, molecular function: protein folding chaperone. The transcript is spliced from 4 exons. Gene Ontology annotation, cellular component: cytoplasm; prefoldin complex. Lineage: Eukaryota; Metazoa; Chordata; Actinopteri; Cypriniformes; Xenocyprididae. The record is from RefSeq and is a predicted model, not a curated record.